AUGAAACCUCCGAGCAUCCAUUUAUGGAAAAAGGGGAUACGUAUUCAGAUGUGAAAGGGAAGGUUGAAUAUUGUGAUACCCUGAGGAAGGAGGAGAGAAAACAUCCAUCUAAAAGAAAAAGUAAUUCUGGUCUUUUACAAGGUGGAAAUGCUCAUGAGAUUCCACUACUUGAAAGAAUUUACAUAGAAGGCAAUGGGAAUGAGGGCACAGCAAGUGGGGGAAAAUGUUCUGAAAAACCAGAUAUCAAUACGCAUUGGAAAACCAGUAACAGAAAGAAAAAAAAUAAAUGCCUGGAGUGUGGAAAAAUCUUCAGUCAGAGUGGAGCCCUUAAUUCCCAUCGAAGAAUUCACACAGGGGAGAAACCAUAUAUAUGCCUGAAGUGUGGGAAAAAAUUCAGACAGAGUGGAGCCCUUAAUUCCCAUCAAAGUAUUCACACUGGGGAGAAACCAUAUAAAUGCCUGGAGUGUGGAAAAAUCUUCAGUCAGAGGAGAGCCCUUAAUUCACAUAGAAGAAUUCAUUCAGGGGAGAAACCAUAUAAAUGCCUGGAGUGUGGAAAAAUCUUUAGACACAGUGGAAGCCUUGCUUCCCAUCGAAGAAUUCACACUGGGGAGAAACCUUAUAAAUGUCUGGAUUGUGGAAGGGGUUUCAAUCAGAGUGGAAAACUUAAUGCCCAUCAAAGAAUUCACACAGGGGUAAAACCUUAUAAAUGCCAGGACUGCGGAAAAAGCUUCAUUCUCAGUGAAAGCCUUAAUUCCCAUCGAAGAAUGCAUACAGGGGAAAAGCCUUAUAAAUGCCUGGACUGCGGGAAAAGCUUUAGUCGCAGUGGGGACCUUAAUUCCCAUCGAAGAAUGCACACAGGAGAAAAACCUUAUAAAUGCCUGGAGUGUGGAAAAAGCUUCAGUCAGAGUGGACACCUUAAUUCCCAUCAAAGAAUCCACACAGGGGAGAAACCAUAUAAUUGCUUGGAGUGUGGGAAAAGCUUCAGUUGGAGGGAAAGCCUUUAUUCCCAUCGAAGAAUUCACACAGGGGAAAAACCACAUAAAUGCCUGGAGUGUGGAAGAAGUUUCAGACAGAGUGGAAUCCUUAAUUACCAUCGAAGAAUUCACACAGGGGAGAAGCCAUACAAAUGCUUGGAGUGUGGAAAAUGCUUCAAUCAGAGUGGGCACCUUAAUUCCCAUCGAAGAAUUCACACAGGGGAGAAACCAUAUAAUUGCUUGGAGUGUGGGAAAGGCUUCAGUCAGAGGCAAAGCCUUUCUUCCCAUCACAGAAUUCAUACAGGGGAGAAACCAUAUAAAUGUCCAGGGUGUGGAAAAGGCUUCAGUUAUAAUAAAAGCCUUGCUGCCCAUCAAAGAAUUCACACAGGGGAGAAGCCAUACAAAUGCUUGGAGUGUGGAAAAUGCUUCAAUCAGAAUGGGCACCUUAUUUCCCAUAGAAGAAUUCACACAGGGGAGAAACCAUAUAACUGCUUGGAGUGUGGGAAAGGCUUCAGUCAGAGGCAAAGCCUUUCUUCCCAUCACAGAAUUCACACAGGGGAGAAACCAUAUAAAUGUCCAGGGUGUGGAAAAGGCUUCAGUGAUAAUAAAAGCCUUACCUCCCAUCAAAGAAUUCAUACAGGGGAGAAACCAUAUAAAUGCCCAGAGUGUGGAAAAAGUUUCAGUAAUAGAAGAAACCUUAAUGUCCAUCAAAGAAUUCACACUGGGGAGAAACCUUAUAAAUGUCCAGAGUGUGAAAAAUGCUUCAGUCAGAGGGGAAACCUUAAUUCCCAUCGAAGAAUUCACACAGGGGAAAAACCAUAUAAAUGCCCAGAGUGUGGGGAAAACUUUAGUCGACAUGGAAAUCUUACAGUACAUCAAAGAAUUCACACGGGAGAAACCAUAUAAAUGCCUGGAGCAUAGAAGAAGCUUCAGUUAUAGUAGAAGCCUUAAUCACCAUAAAAAUCACAUGGGAGGAAACCAUAUAAAUGCCUGGAGUGUGAGAAAAGCUUUGUUCGAAGCAUAACCCUUGCUAUCCAUGAAAUAAUUCACAUAGGAUAAAUGCCUGGAGUGUUGGAAAUGCUUUUGUCAGAAGGGAAAGCUUACUUUCCACCAAAGAAUUCAUAAAGUUAAAAACUGUAUAAAUGCCUGGAAUGUGGAAAAGCUUCAAUGAUACUGGAUGUAGCCCUCAAAGAAUUCACAUAAGAGAGAAACCUUAUAAAUGCAUAGGUAAAGGUAAAGGUAGUCCCCUGUGCACGCACCGAGUCAUUACUGACCCAUCAGGGGAUGUCGCAUCACAACGUUUUCUGGCAGAUAUUUUACGGAGUGGUUUGCCAUUGCCUUCCUCAGUCAUCUACACUUUACUCCCAAGAAACUGGGUACUAAUUUUACUGACCUCAGAAGGAUAGAAGGCUCAGUUAACCUUGAGCCAGCUACCUGAACCCUGCUUCUAGGUUCUGAUAUUUGUACAUCAGAAGAGCAAUCUAAUUAUCACUGGACAUAAUAAUGCCAGUUUUACCAUUUGGUUGUUCAUUGUCUGGUGGUACAUAUCCUGUUGAGUGUCAGCAAUGCCCUUCUGCUCUCUGCACUGGACAAACGGGGUCAGUCCCUACUCGAAAGAAUGAAUGGACAUGAAUUUGAUAUU
Messenger RNA from Eublepharis macularius, 2616 nucleotides. RefSeq names its product zinc finger protein 665-like. Bases 24 to 1880 code for a protein of 618 amino acids. NCBI's taxonomy places the organism in Eukaryota, Metazoa, Chordata, Lepidosauria, Squamata, Eublepharidae. Gene Ontology annotation, biological process: regulation of transcription by RNA polymerase II. The transcript has 2 exons. Gene Ontology annotation, molecular function: DNA-binding transcription factor activity; RNA polymerase II cis-regulatory region sequence-specific DNA binding. The record is from RefSeq and is a predicted model, not a curated record.